AAGUAAAAACAAACAGAAAUCUCCCAAAAAAAAAAAAAUGAAACCACCAUCUUUAAAAACCCAACCCAUCAACCUAAACAACCAAAUACAACAACAACAAUAAUAAUAAUUGAAGAAGCUACGAGAAGUGUUCAGCUUUGUGUUGUGCCUUAUUAUAUUUGGGUAUUAAACCUUUUUUACUGGUUUUGAUGGCUAAUAUUACAGAAAAGUCUGAGAAAGAAACUGAGUUUUACUUCGAAAAUGAGGAUGAUGACGACGAUGACAGAAGUGAAGAAAACGACAUUGAAGGUAGAGGCAGUAGUGACAGUGAUGAUGACGACGAUGACGAUGAAGGAGAACAACCUAACGAUGAUGAAUAUUUCUCCUCUCAUCAAUGGCCUCAGAGUUACAAGGAAACAAUUGAUUCUCACAUAAUAUCUCCAAACUUUGGAAAUCUUGAACAUGUUCGGAGUAUUAUAUAUUCAAGCUUUGGCGGUCAUAGUAAAGCUAGUUUAGAUUCCGAAAAUAGGCUUCCUCUGCUGUCUGAUCGAAUUUCUCAAAAGGAUGACUCUGGUAGGAUCUCAAGAACACCAUCAUCAUGGUCAGAUAAAACUCAAGUAAAUAAGCAGCUGACUGGUGAAUUACCAAUUGGUCAGGGAUGCAGCUUCACUCAAACUGUCUUUAAUGGAAUUAAUGUAAUGGCUGGUGUUGGGCUGCUCUCUACCCCGUUUACAGUGAAAGAAGCUGGCUGGGCAAGUUUGGUAGUGCUAGUUCUUUUUGCUGUUGUUUGCUGUUAUACGGCCUCUCUUAUGAGGUACUGCUUUGAGAGCAAAGAAGGCAUUAUAACAUACCCUGAUUUAGGAGAAGCUGCAUUCGGAAAAUAUGGGCGUUUGAUCUUAUCGAUCUUUUUGUACACGGAAUUAUAUUCUUAUUGUGUGGAGUUUAUAAUUUUGGAAGGAGAUAAUCUUACCAGGCUGUUCCCUGGAACAUCCUUCAAUUGGGCUGGUUUGCAGCUGGACUCUGCACACUUCUUUGGAAUAUUAACUGCUCUGAUUGUUCUGCCAACCGUUUGGUUGAGGGAUCUUCGUCUGAUUUCAUACCUUUCAGCUGGUGGGGUGGUUGCAACAAUUUUGAUUGUUCUGUGUGUAUUUUUAGUUGGGACUGAUGAUGCAAUUGGGUUCCAUGAAACUGGUGAAGUAGUGAAAUGGAAAGGCAUUCCAUUUGCCGUUGGUGUUUAUGGUUUUUGCUAUUCUGGUCAUUCUGUGUUUCCUAACAUCUACCAGUCUAUGGCAGAUAAAAAGAAAUUUAGUCAGGCACUGAUAAUCUGUUUUCUGUUGUGCGUUCUAUUUUACGGAAGUGUUGCAGUCAUGGGAUUUCUGAUGUUUGGUGAAAGUACGCUGUCUCAGAUAACUCUGAAUAUGCCAAGAGACUCGAUCAUCUCUAAUGUUGCAUUGUGGACGACGGUUAUCAACCCAUUCACUAAGUAUGCUCUCUUAUUGAAUCCAUUGGCAAGGAGUAUCGAGGAGCUAUUGCCUCCAAGAGUUUCAAACAGUCCCGGGUGUUACAUUCUUCUCAGGACAGCACUUGUUGCUUCCUCCGUUUGUGCUGCCUUCCUUCUUCCUUUCUUUGGUCUUGUUAUGGCGUUAAUAGGUUCUCUCCUCAGUAUACUAGUGGCCAUUAUAAUGCCAGCAUUAUGUUUUGUGAAGAUCAUGGGGAAAAAAGCUACAACUUUUCAGAUUGUUUCAAGUGUCGCGAUUGCGGGUUUAGGCAUCGUCUGUGCGAUCAUGGGAACAUAUUCUUCACUGUUACAGAUUGUGAAGAGCUACUGAAACAUUUCAAUAAGCUCUCUUAUAUUGUUGAUUUAGAGAAUAGAAAUUAGCUUUCUAUAUGCUCUAUAUUAUUAUUAUUAUUAUUUCAUCUUCCUCUGGGAAUGUUAAAAAGAAAAAGAAAAAGUCACGGUUACUAAUAAAUAAAAGAAAAGAUUUUGUGGUUUAAA
Cannabis sativa is the source of this 1975-nucleotide messenger RNA. Its product is annotated as amino acid transporter AVT1A. NCBI's taxonomy places the organism in Eukaryota, Viridiplantae, Streptophyta, Magnoliopsida, Rosales, Cannabaceae. Gene Ontology annotation, cellular component: plasma membrane. The coding region runs from base 189 to 1808 and encodes 539 amino acids. The transcript is spliced from 12 exons. The record is from RefSeq and is a predicted model, not a curated record.